Messenger RNA from Zophobas morio, 1157 nucleotides. Its product is annotated as sodium/potassium-transporting ATPase subunit beta-1-like. The record is from RefSeq and is a predicted model, not a curated record. The transcript has 2 exons. NCBI's taxonomy places the organism in Eukaryota, Metazoa, Arthropoda, Insecta, Coleoptera, Tenebrionidae. Gene Ontology annotation, biological process: potassium ion import across plasma membrane; sodium ion export across plasma membrane; intracellular sodium ion homeostasis. Gene Ontology annotation, cellular component: sodium:potassium-exchanging ATPase complex. The coding region runs from base 132 to 785 and encodes 217 amino acids. Gene Ontology annotation, molecular function: ATPase activator activity.
GUUAGAAUUUCAAAGAUAAUAAAAUAUCCACGACUAUCACAUUGCAGAAUUAUUUAACGCACUACUAUUUUCAUUAACGUUCGAGUAAAGCAAACAGUCGUACGUGUGAAGUAUCGGUCUUGAAAAAAAAAAUGGAAAAUCUAGAUGCGAUUGAAGUGCUUCCAGAAGUGGAAGAGGUUCGCGUGCCUAACAUUGUUUGCGUUCGUACGGUGGCGUCAGUCAGACCUUCUACUAAGUGGAAAAAAACAAAAAGGUGUAUUUACAAUCGCGAAACGAAGGCAAUUUUCGGAAGAACGUGCGCAGACUGGGGCCGGCUGGGACUGUUCUAUUUGGUAUUUAAUGCUCUAUUGGCUGCAGUCUUUGCAAUUGGUAUAAAAGUCCUGCUUUCCACGAUGGACACGAACGCACCUAAAUGGAAACUCGAAGAAAGCUUGAUUGGUACAAACCCUGGGCUUGGUUUUCGUCCUUUUUCGCUAGAAGAUGGUGCUUUGAUACAAUACAGUUUACAAAAUACGUCGACGGCCGAAAAAUGGGUGAAGCUCCUCGAUACAUUUUUGGAACCUUAUGAAAAUUACACUGAUAGAGAUAACAUUCAAAACUGUACUUUCAAAAUAAGGCCUAAACGUAAUCACGUUUGUAUGGUUGAUCUAAAGAAGUUUGGACCAUGUCAAGCACAAUAUAAAUACGGAUAUGGUAGUUCAUCACCGUGUAUUUUCAUAAAAUUAAACCGAAUUUUUAAAUGGGUACCUAGAUUUUAUAAGGAAGAGGAAGCAGAUUUGGAUUAGCUGCAGAGGCGAAGACCCGAUAGAUAACGAAAAUUUGCAAGGUUUCCAAUACUAUCCAAGUAGAGGUCUUCCAGGUUACUUCUAUCCCUAUUUGAAUGUCAAAAAUUAUCUAAGUCCCCUGGUAGCUGUCCGAGUCAUGAAACCAAGACAAAAUGUUCUUAUAAACAUCGAAUGUCGUGCCUGGGCUAGAAAUAUUUACUAUAAGAGAUCUAAGCAGGAUCGUCAAGGAUCAGUACACUUCGAAAUCUUAAUUCGCAACAACUAGGACAGGUUUUACUUGUUAAGCUCGUUUAUGUAUAAAAGACUAUCUAAAUCAUUUUUGUUUAUGUAUUUAGUUAUGUAUAGAAUUUUUAAUAAAUUGUCACUAUAUAA